UCCAAGAGCUGUGCAUCUAUCGUCACUUCCGGCUCUGUGCUCCACUUCCGGCUUCCCCCAGUCCCGGAUGUUUACCUGUGUCUGAGCGUGACUGCUCGGUGUGUACGUAUCACUCUAAAAUGUCAGCGGCCACCGAUAUAAUGGCAGUUGUGCCAGGGGGCGGGGGAGAUCCAUCCGGCAUUGAUGAACCAAAAAAGAUGACCAGGGAAGAUUGGAGAAAGAAAAAGGAGUUGGAAGAACAACGAAAAUUGGGUAAUGCCCCAGCUGAAGUGGAUGAAGAAGGAAAGGACAUUAAUCCUCACAUCCCACAGUACAUCUCCUCCGUCCCAUGGUACGUGGAUCCUUCCAAACGGCCCACUUUAAAGCACCAGAGGCCACAAGACGAGAAGCAAACCGUGUACACCCCCAUGAUUGACUGGUACAGGAAAGGUGUUAAAGAGGGAUCAAUUGCAACAAAAUUUCGCCAGGGAGCGUGUGAAAACUGUGGCGCAAUGACUCAUAAGAAGAAAGAUUGUUUUGAGAGACCCCGGAGAGUCGCGGCGAGGUUCAGUGGCAUUAACUUAGCCCCAGAUGAGUACGAACAGCCGCAGCUUUUGUUGGACUACGAUGGCAAGAGAGACCGGUGGAAUGGCUACAACCCAGAAGAACACAUGAGGAUUGUUGAAGAACAUUCCAAAGUUGACUUGGCGAAACGGACAUUGAAGACUCAGAAGCUCCAGGAGGAGUUGGCCUCUGGAAGACUUCUGGAACAAGUGAGCUCCCCCAGACACCAGUGGGGAGAAGAUGAACAGAAUGCCCCGACAGAUCGCAACAGCGAAGACGAGGACGAAGAUAAAUACGCAGAUGAUAUUGAUAUGCCAGGGCAGAACUUUGAUUCCAAGAGACGUAUUACAGUCAGGAACCUGCGAAUCCGAGAAGACACUGCCAAGUACUUGAGGAAUUUGAAUCCAAACUCUGCGUACUACGAUCCAAAAACCAGAGCCAUGAGGGAGAAUCCAUAUUCUGAUGCAGGAAAGAAUCCCGACGAGGUCAGCUACGCUGGAGAUAAUUUUGUACGAUAUAGCGGGGACACAAUCACUAUGGCACAGACGCAGCUGUUUGCCUGGGAAGCCUACGAGAAGGGCUCAGAUGUCCACCUGCAGGCUGAUCCCACCAAGCUGGAAGUCUUAUGUAAAUCAUUUAAAGUAAAGAAAGAGGACUUUAAGGAAGACCAGAAAAAGAGCAUCCUAGAAAGAUACGGGGGAGAAGAGCAUUUGGACACUCCGCCCGUGGAGCUGCUUCUAGCUCAGACCGAGGAUUACGUGGAGUAUUCCCGACACGGCACAGUCAUUAAAGGCCAGGAGAAAGCCGCUGCGCGUUCUAAAUAUGAGGAGGAUGUUCUCAUUAAUAAUCACAGAUGUAUCUGGGGCUCGUACUGGAAAGACGGGAGAUGGGGCUACAAAUGUUGCCACUCCUUUGUGAAGAUGUCUUACUGCACCGGGGAAGCUGGUAAAAUCGUUGAUGAUAUUGAUCUUUGUGAAGAGGAACUGACAGUAACUGAAGAGAUGGCCAAACCAAAGACCUUAGUAGAGAUUCAUCAAAACAAGAUGAAAAAGAAGAAGAAGAAGCACCGUAAAAGUGGCGAUUCUGACAGUGACAGUGAAGAGAAGAAAAAGGAUAAACUAAAGAAGGCCCUGAAUGCUGAAGAGGCCCGCCUUAAGCACGUACAGGAAAUAUUGCAGAUGGAUGAGCGGAAGAGAGCAUACAACAGUAUGUACGAGACUCGGGAACCCACAGAGGAAGAAAUGGAGGCAUACAGAAUGAAAAGGCAGAGGCCAGAUGACCCAAUGGCCUCAUUUCUUGGACAGUAAUUCGGUUUCGGAGACCUUGCAGAGCGAUUCCUCCAGCACAUAUUUGUAUAUUCUUCGAGAGCUUUGUGGAACCAUAAAAAGAGAAAAGGAUUUUUUUUACAGUCUCUCAAUUAUACUGUGUAUAAUAGUGUUCUGUUUUAUCUCCUUAAAUACUUGCAAAUAAGUAAUGUAAAUAGAUUUGUGAACAGAUAUAAGCUGUUACCCUAGUGAGACGGGGCAGUGAGGCGGAUGUUAGGGUCUAGUGCUUUAUUCUACUCAUACAGUACGUUCUAUAUAACAGUCCUUAGAUACUGUAGCAACAGCUGUGAUAAAUCUCCCAGGACACGGAGCUGGUCAUUUAUUAUUAUUUUGUCUUAUCUCAAAUUCUGCAUUUGCAUAGUUGUUAAAUAUAUUGUGAUAUCUGCAAUAAAUGUAACUAUGCCCUGGUA
Molecule: messenger RNA, 2278 nt
Organism: Pseudophryne corroboree (corroboree frog)
Lineage: Eukaryota; Metazoa; Chordata; Amphibia; Anura; Myobatrachidae
Gene: SLU7
Product: SLU7 homolog, splicing factor
Exons: 16
Coding region: 120-1850 (576 amino acids)
Biological process (GO): mRNA splicing, via spliceosome
Cellular component (GO): spliceosomal complex
Molecular function (GO): pre-mRNA 3'-splice site binding
Source: RefSeq, a predicted model, not a curated record